Molecule: messenger RNA, 420 nt
Organism: Entrophospora sp. SA101
Lineage: Eukaryota; Fungi; Glomeromycota; Glomeromycetes; Entrophosporales; Entrophosporaceae
Source: the annotation of a GenBank genome assembly
GCCAAAUAUUGCAAAUUACUGGUACAAAAUCGUAUAGAGGCAUAUGAAAUUUCUCAAGAAUUCGAGACUCCUAUUGUUUCAUUAAAUAUCUGGAAUGCAAUUGAAUGUUGUGCAAAAUCUUGGAAAGGUGUAAGUUCCGAAACAAUUCAAAAUUGUUGGAAAAAACCCCAAAUAAUCCCACCAUCAUCACAAGAUAGUCAUAUUGUAGAAACUGUUCAAGAUAAUUUUGAAGAAGAAUCAUCACAACUGGAACAUCUAAUUGACAAAUUACCAUUUGACGAUCCUAUUAUGGCAAUUGAUUAUAUUACGAUUGACAAUGAAGUGGUUGAAGAAGAAACAGUAAUGGAAGAUGAAGAAAUCAUAGCUACAGUCACAUUGACAUCUAACAAUGGUAAUCAAGAGGAAGAAAUAGAAACUCCU